Branchiostoma belcheri (Belcher's lancelet) is the source of this 1901-nucleotide messenger RNA. RefSeq lists its product as uncharacterized. The coding region runs from base 362 to 1378 and encodes 338 amino acids. Lineage: Eukaryota; Metazoa; Chordata; Leptocardii; Amphioxiformes; Branchiostomatidae. The record is from RefSeq and is a predicted model, not a curated record. The transcript is spliced from 6 exons.
CGGGCCGCACAACAACGUGCCCAUUCACCGAGUACGGGCGCACCCGCUCUGGAUCGGGAUUAAAAAACACGGUGGCCAGAUUUACCAAGAAAUCACAGCAGACGUACAUACAGGCUUUGUCAGUGGAUAUCAUUGAUUUUCGACGGUAAAAUCUGCGGGAGUUCGGAGUUGUGGCGUCUCUAUUUGCGGAGUGAGUGAAUUCGAAGGGGCGAGACGGCACUCGGUACAUGUGAUGUAGUCUUUGCUCACUCCACAACAGAACGUACAGGGCCUAGGGUCGGCAACUAGUGUGGACUGACUGCGUUCGGUUUAAAACAUCACCCUAAUGCUGCUGACCUGAGUGUGCGGUGACGUAGGCAGGAUGAGUUCGAACGGUGUGACGUACCAGUCCCGGCGCCGAGCGGUGCCGACUGUUGCCGACAUCGUCCGAAGGAGCGAGGAGAACAGGAGGUACAACAAGCGCUCACAGGCGAGACUCAACCACAAACUGGAGGGUUCCCACGGGCUGGAGGCCGUGAAGACCUACCAGCUGUCCACUAUGACAAAGGAGAAGAAGAGAAUCGAGCGGGAAUUGGAGAAGAUACGAGAGGGAAAAUACAGCCAGCGCGGGCGCGGGUUCGGUACGCAGAUCUCCCUGCGCCAGUCCUCCGGGCAGGAGGCGGAGAACGAGCGGGACGUCCGGAGGUCGGGUCUGCCCGCCAUCAGCCCCAGGCGAGGGACCGCCGCUGCCAGUAAGACGGUGGAACUGUCCUCCUCCCCAACAGACAUAGAAGAAGAGCUGGAGCUGUCCAGGAAGUCCCGAGAACUGAAGGCGAUCCUGGAGGCUCAGAACAAGAGCCUGCAGGAGAAGGUCAACCAGUUCAUCGGCGUAGACCACGAGAGGGCCAAGAGGAAAUCCUCGCGAGAUUCCCCGAGACUUCCGCGUGGAGAGAACGGGAUGGAACUCAACAUGGACGAGGUUAAAGAGUCGAUCGCGAAGAGACUGGCUUCAAAGAGCAGCAUCGAAAGUACGGAUCGCGGCGGAGAAGAGCCACGGAUGGACUCCGUAGUCCCCGUGCUACCGGACAUUAACCAAGACUCGCCUGGACGGGUGAACAGUCUUGUAGCACAGUCAUCACCGGGGUCGCAGAACAAGAAGAGCGAUCUACAGAGCGUCGAAGACUUUCUAGCGAACCCGGUGUUUAACCCCGAGCUGUACGCACCUGACGGGCAUGUAAGGACUUUACACACCUUGCCCAACUUUAAGGACUCCUUCGACGAAGCUAAGAAGGCUCGGUACCUCAGGCUUGGGAAGGGAGAACUGCUGCCCAGCGAAAUUCCGCUGUCGGUGAACGAGAUAUUUGCUAAACAUGAAGAGAUGGAGGACGCCCAGGAAUAAGCACGGAGGUCCUAGAGCUAAUUAUGAAUACCUAGUGAGACAAUAAAAUGACUCCCAACUGAACCAAUUUAAGCGCAAACCAGCACCAAGAGACCACGUCUAGUGAGAUAUUAGACGUAAAACAAGGACAAAAAAUGUUAACUAACUCAUAGAGAUCCCAGCCCAUUUCAUGUUCUUCGUUGGCCAAUAUUCUUUCUAUCCUCUUAAGAAUGGUUAUGCUUAUGAUCAUCAUAUAGAUUAGAGCGAACUGUGGCAUAUGACAGAACAGUGGAAGUCAGAAGUCGUUUAUUUGUACUUUGUUCAGUGCUUACGGAAGGGUUCAAAUCGGCGCACGUGUACUUUGAAAAGUUGACGGACAGCCCAGAGCUAGAAAUACGUCAGUCGCCCACCACAAAGCCACGGUCAUUGAUUAGAAAGCGGACAUUCCAGACAGACGCUGCCGGCCGCCUAACAACGUUUACCGUCGGUCUAUCUGGACAUGCCGACACGCACGGCAAAAAAAAGCACGCCAGGCGUUUCUUAG